AUGACCAGGAAACGCGCUGCCCCAGCACGGCCGACGGUCAACCCUCGUCCUUUCGCCCGUGGCUCGCUCCCCGAUCUUUUUGCUCGACAGUCUUCCCAGUCUGCCCCGCCUUCGUCCCCGCCGGGCUCAGACCCCCUUGGCCGAGCGUCAAGGUCGGGGAGUAAUAAGACCAUGGGCAAUGCCCCUGUUUCAAACAGGCGGAAGAAAGUCGACGCUCCUCCGCGCUCUGAUCAGGAGGUUAUUGUCAUUCAAAGCUCUUCUGAAGCCACUCACAUCACUAUCUCCUCCGAUAAUCCCUCACACAUAUCUAUAUCUAGUGACUCCGUGGCUCCUGUUCCACAAAAAUUUCGGCCCACUGCUACCUAUCCCUCAAAAAUCGCGCCUAGCGCUGUCGUGCCUGCGACUUCGCCGCCAGCUGCAAGCAUCUCCACCGAGACAUCGCUUUUGCCUUCUACUUCUCAAUUACGGUCGGACCUGUCCCUGGAGCGCGCUCGCCGUCGUUCUCCUUAUAAACUGAAGUCGCCUCGGAAGCGAAUACUAGAGUCUGACAGUGACAACGGGCACACACUGGGCGAAUUUCGUGUUCCGAGGGUACCUCCGUCCUCAAAAGGGAUUUCCCCUCUAGACCCGAAUUCGUCGCCGUUGCGCAGACCCUGUAGUAAAUUAUCCACAUCAAAGGAAUGCGCACUCCCGUCUCCCAGCGACAGCGGUAAAGGUAAAGAGCUUGCUUCUCCCAAACGUGCACGUCUUUCUCCUCCCUAUGACCUCGAUCCUAACCCGCUGAGCUCCGGCCAUGAAGCGGAUGUAGAAGAACUUAUCCCAAGCAGCCAGUCGGACGAACAGGAAUUGUCUCUUCCUGUCGUGGUCAAGAAGAAAAAUCCUGCAGAAAUCAAGGACUCUGUAGAGAGGUGGAGGAAACAAGCCAUGAUUCACCCUUCAAGUCAACAAUGUUCCCCUGAAUCACUCGGCACAGAUUUGGACCCACUUGACCACGAUGUUCGACAUCAUGGAGAUGGUGCUGCUAUGGAUGUUAACAUUCCACUGGGACCUCCAUGUUUUCCAGGCAGCGCAUACCCCAGUCUACAUAUAACAGCGGGCGAAAUACCCAAUGUACCUCAUUCUGAAACUGAGGUCAGUUUGCAGUUAGGCGAGUGUAGUUCUGUGUCAACGUUGUCAUCACGGCGCAUAGAUCCUACAACAUCUGUUGCUUCUUCCGUUGUCGUCUCCGCUCGGAAUACACCUAAGGAAACUCGUUCAGAGUUUUUUCAUUCGCCUACCGAGCUUCGUCAAAUCACGCCUCCGAUGUCGAGUGACUCUCCUCUUCCCGUGACUCCGAAAAUUCUAGACCCUGAGACGAAAACGGCGAAGAUUAUAGCAGACAUCAAGGCCAAAGUUCUUGCUGCGGCGCGUUCGAGUCCUGAAGAAGAACCAGUUGAUCUGAAAGAAAUUGAGGACAGCAGCGAUGACUCGGAUUUAGAGUCGAUGGAUAAACUCUUUGUACUUGUCAAAGGUAAAGGGAAAGCUGUGGAUCAAUCUCCCCUCAGAAAAGUUGGAUCGGUCAGCUCGCCGCUUGCUAACUUAGAUAGCUCCCGGGCAUCGAAGAAGGGUUCUCCACGGUACAAUAUGCGUCGGCGCUCACCGUCCAAGCACAAUACCAUGACUGAGGAGAAAUUGCCUGCGCUAUUUAGCCUUCAUACUUCAUCCACACAUAGAGUAUCUAGGAAAAACGAUCCUUUGGACGCGCUGCUUAGGGAGAAGCGGCUUGCGGACAAGCGCGGUAAUGGUGUAAACGCCCUUCGCAUCGCUGAAGCUACCGUCGCGUCCUCAUCGAAAGAGAAGGAAAAGAUGGUGUUAGACUUUGAUGACGAUAAUCCUUCGGAUGUGGAUCCUGCAUGGGCGGACGAGCGUGCCGCCAUGGAGGUUGUUCGACAAGGGGCGCAAGGUCUCAAACUGAAGUCCUCCAGUCCACAACCUAUGACAGAUACCGACAUUGACGGGAGCGACAGUGAGGAGACUGACGAACUGGAUGAGAAGGAUUAUGAGAAGAUGCUUGGUGAAAAGGGAGGAGAGAAGUUCGCCCCUAUUUUGGUCAAAGAUCGCAAGAACAGAAUUGCGAAAGGAAAAAAAAGGCGGAUACCGCGGCUCCUGGGAAUGCCAUUUUGGGAGGUUUCUGGGGAAGAGCAGCAUGGCGAAGCUAUGCAGGUCGACAGCCUCCCAUCCCUCCCUCUAGACCAAAGCAAAGUCAAUGGACAUCCAUUACUUGACGUUUUGUACAACAUCGUAGUCGCGGGUGGUGCACAAAACCAGGUUGACUUCCUUAUUGAAGUCGAAAUUCCUUGCAUGUUUAGAACCCCAGCACUUCUGCGCACUGCUGCCCUGGCUGUUUGA
This is a messenger RNA of Fibroporia radiculosa, 2388 nucleotides long. RefSeq lists its product as uncharacterized. The coding region runs from base 1 to 2388 and encodes 795 amino acids. The record is from RefSeq and is a predicted model, not a curated record. Lineage: Eukaryota; Fungi; Basidiomycota; Agaricomycetes; Polyporales; Fibroporiaceae. The transcript is spliced from 3 exons.